AUGACGUCAAAACUUGGAGAUGAACUUCGUGCACCGCAUCGGACGAAUCCAUUCCGGAAGACUGCUACCUUUAGCGGUAAAGAAGCAAGAAGUCAUCGAACCGUGUGUUCCGCAUCAACAGUGGUCAAUCAGAAGUUUACGGUAUCUCUCAUGGAUGGGAUACGAGCUGUUCAUCAACAAUUGAAGAUCUACAAGGACGCGACCCUAAUGCCAACUGGGAAAAACAUCCGCCGGAAAGGGCAACGGCACCUAACAGACCCCGCCACCGAAAAAGACAAUGAAACCUAA
Molecule: messenger RNA, 288 nt
Organism: Notodromas monacha
Lineage: Eukaryota; Metazoa; Arthropoda; Ostracoda; Podocopida; Cyprididae
Source: the annotation of a GenBank genome assembly